Aspergillus wentii DTO 134E9 is the source of this 765-nucleotide messenger RNA. Its product is annotated as OB fold domain-containing protein. Lineage: Eukaryota; Fungi; Ascomycota; Eurotiomycetes; Eurotiales; Aspergillaceae. The record is from RefSeq and is a predicted model, not a curated record. Gene Ontology annotation, biological process: resolution of meiotic recombination intermediates; double-strand break repair via homologous recombination. The coding region runs from base 1 to 765 and encodes 254 amino acids. Gene Ontology annotation, cellular component: nuclear body; RecQ family helicase-topoisomerase III complex. The transcript has a single exon.
AUGGCCAAUCAACAACAGCAAAUCGCAGCUCAAUUACGGAGCACCAAAUCUCUCCCCGUCUCUCCACCAUGGCUAGAUAGAUUCGUCUCCUCCUCUACAGCCUCACAACGCAAUGUCCCAAUAUCCGCCUUGACCCAAACCGCCCUCUUCCGCGUCUUAGCCUCCGACUUCAGAGAAAGCCUCACAACAACCAACCAAUCUUCCCUACUCCCCGUCGACAUUUUCGAUCCCAGCGUCAAGGAACGACGAAUCCAAGGUCCAAUCCCCGUUCAAAUUCUCGACAUCGAAGACAUCGGCACUAGUUUAUGGGGGCAGGUUGAGGCGAUCGAGCGCGUCGAACGCGGAGAGGCCAUUCGAGGACGCGAAAUCGUGCGAACCGUCAACGUGGGCGAAGACAGCGAGGAACGGGCGAAUAAUAACAAUGCUGCGAUUUCGGGGCUACACAGUGUUGGAAGUAAUAGUAAUGGGCCUCAUCGGUUGAUUUUCCAGGAUGCGGCGGGUACUAGGGCUGUGGCUAUUGAGAUCACGCGCGUCAAGGAAAUUGCCUUGGAUAAACUGCCUAUCGGGGCGAAGCUGCUGCUACGGAAUGCAACAGUCGCACGAGGUAUGGUGUUGUUAUCACCCGACUGUGUCACUGUCCUGGGAGGGAAAAUUGAAGCUAUGGAUAAAGCGUGGAAAGACGGCAGAAAAGCAAGGUUGUUGGCGAGGAUUGCGGAAAUGGAUGGCGCGCAGCAAAACAGAAAUGGAGAUGCAAUGGAAGAAUGA